GAAAGACUGAUCAAACUCCAACUUAAGUCUUCGAGAGAUACACAAGACUAGCUCUAAAACGAGUGUUUGUGAGGAGAGAGAAGAGAUGGACUUCGAUCUGAACCAGAGAGCGGCAUCUCCAAAGCCCAGCUAUGCGAGUGAUGCAUCCAUGGGACAACCCAUUUAUUUCAGUGCUGAAACAGCCUUGAUGAGCAGUAGAAGAAAGAGAAAAAGAAGAGCAUCUGCAGGGCACAUAUAUCAGCCUCCUGAUCUAAGUGAUGGAUCAAUGACCUUUGAACCCAGAGAUUGUCAGACCAGAGACUGGCAGAAGGAAUCUUGCCAAAAAGUAGAUGAUAAACUACAGAGAGUUAAAGACCAACACAAAACUAACAUGAAGAAUAAGUAUGAGAGAUUAUGUGAGGGAUUUAAACUACAAGAUAAUAAGACCUUCCUAAACAGGAUAUACACACAGCUCUACAUCAUAGAGGGAGAAAACGAAGGGGUGAAUGAAGAACAUGAGGUUUUACAGAUGGAGAAAACAAAACACUCACAAGACACCUUGAUCAACUGUAAUGACAUCUUUAAAGCCUCACCUGAACCAGGAUGUGAGGAGAAGAAAACUAAGAAGAAGAGAAAGAAAAACCAGAUUAAGACUGCUCUUACCAAAGGCAUCGCUGGAAUCGGAAAAACCGUCUCUGUGCAGAAGUUCAUUUUGGACUGGGCAGAAGGAAAAGCCAAUCAGGAUGUGGACUUCAUGUUUGUGCUUCCUUUUCGAGAGCUGAACUUGAUUAAAGAUCAUCAGUACAAUCUUCACAGACUUCUGCUGGACUUUCAUCCUGAACUUCAUGACGUGGACUCAAAGAUUUAUGAGGAGUGUAAAGUUGUGUUCAUCUUUGAUGGUUUAGAUGAAAGCAGAAUCUCACUGAUGCUUUCAGAAGCUUCUGAAAUUUCUGUGACUAAGACUUCAUCAGUAAGUGUGUUGAUAUCAAAGCUCUUGAAAGGAGAAAUACUUCCCUCUGCUCUCAUCUGGAUCACCUCAAGACCAGCAGCAGCCAAUCAGAUCCCCUCAAAAUACAUCAAUCGUGUGACAGAAGUUCAGGGAUUCAAUGUGCCUCAGAAGGAGGAAUAUUUCAGGAAGAGAAUCAGUGAUGAGCAUCAAGCCAGCAGAAUCAUCUCCCAUAUCAGAAAAUCAAGAAGCCUCCACAUCAUGUGCCACAUCCCUGUCUUCUGCUGGAUCUCAUCCACUGUUCUUCAAAACUUCCUAAAACAAGAUAUCAGUGCGAAUAUCCCUCAAAACCUGACUGAAAUGUACAUUCACUUCCUGCUCACUCAAAUAAACAUGAAGAACCAGAAGUAUAAAGAGAGAGAUUCAGGAAAACUCCAGGAGUCCAACAUAAAAGUGAUUGUGAAACUUGCUGAACUGGCCUUCGAACAGCUGAUGAAGGGCAAUGUUAUGUUCUAUGAGGAGGACCUGAUUGAGAGCGGCAUAGAUGUCACUGACGCCUCAGUGUAUUCUGGGAUUUGCACUGAGAUUUUUCGUGAGGAAUCUGUGAUUCACCAGAAGAAAGUCUACUGCUUCAUUCAUCUGAGCUUUCAAGAAUUUCUGGCUGCUUUCUAUGUGUUUUACUCACAUCUGUUUAAAAAAAUGGAACCGCUGAAGUUGUUUCUGAAUGACAGACUUGAGAUGUACAGAUCUGGAAAAAGCCCUUUGUGUGAGCUGCUAAAGUCAGCAGUUAAAAAAACGUGUCAAAGUAAAAACGGACACCUAGAUCUUUUUUUGCGGUUCCUGCUGGGAAUUUCGCUGGAGAACAAUCAGAGAGUCUUACAGGCUCUUUUGACAUGCACAGAGAAUAGCUCCAACACCAUCAAAAUAAUAAAAAAACACAUUAAAAACAUAAUCAAGAGAAAUGAUCGUCUUUCAGCUGAACGAUCUAUCAAUCUUUUCUACUGUCUGCUGGAAGUUAAAGAUCAGACUCUUUACAGAGAGAUUCAGCGUUUUGUGAAAUCAGACAAACACUCAGAGAAGAAACUGACUCUCGGUCACUGUUCAGCCAUUGCCUGGAUGCUUCAGAUGUCAGAGAAGAUGCUGGAUGAGUUUGAUCUCACAAAAUAUAAUACAUCAUCCGAGGGAAAACAGAGACUGUUGCCUGCUGUGAUAAACUGCAAAAAAGCUGUACUUGCUGGAUGUGGUCUCUCUUAUCGGCACUAUGAAAGUUUGUCUUCUGCUCUACAAUCAUCAGACUCCCAUCUGAGAGAGCUGGAUCUGAGUAACAAUGAUCUGCAGGAUUCAGGAGUGAAGCUGCUCUCUGCUGCACUGAAAAGUUCAAACUGUCAAGUGAACAUACUGAGAUUGGUCAGCUGUAAUCUCACUGGUCAGUGCUGUGAAAGUUUGUCUUCAGUUCUACAGUCAUCAAAAACCCAUCUGAGAGAGCUGGAUCUAAGUAACAAUGACCUGCAGGAUUCAGGAUUAAAGCUGCUCUUGGCUGGACUGAAAUGUUCAAAGAUUCGACUGAGCAUACUGAGGCUGUCUGGCUGUAUGGUGACAGAGAAAGGCUGUUGUUAUUUGUCUUCAGCUCUAAGUUCAAACUCUCUACACCUGAGAGAGCUGGAUCUGAGCUACAAUCAUCCUGGAGAUUCAGGAGUCAAGCUGCUCUCUGAAAAACUGAAGGAUCCAAACUGCACACUGGAAAAACUCAAUGUGGAUCACGGAGGAGAGUUGAGAAUUACAACAGGUCUCCACAAAUAUUCCCAUUUUCUCACACUGAAUCCAAACACAGCAAACCCUCUUCUCAUUCUAUCUGAAAGGAACAGAAAGGUGACACGUGUGAAUAAAGAACAGUCAUAUACUGAUCAUCCAGAAAGAUUUGAUCUAUGUUAUCAGGUUCUAUGUAGAGAACGUCUUUCUGGGCGCUGUUACUGGGAAGCUGAAUGGAGGGGGCAUACUGUCAUAUCAGUAACAUAUAAAGAAAUCGUCAGAAAAGGACAGAGUCGUGACUGUUGGUUUGGACGAAAUAAAAAUUCCUGGAGUCUUGUCUGCUCUGAUGAAGGAUUAAUUGCACGUCACAAUGACAUUUCCACUGACAUACAUGUCCCCUUACGUUCCACUAAAGUAGUAGGUGUGUAUUUGGACAGGUUGGCUGGCAGAUUGUCCUUCUACAGCAUCUCUAACACUAACACACUCACACACUUACACACAUUCAGCUCCGCAUUCACUGAAUCUCUGUACGCUGGAUUUGGGGUUUAUGAUUUGUCAGUGUGUUUGUGUAGCCGUAAAGCAACACCUUAGCACCUAGGUACCUCAGCAACCACAUAGCAACACCCUAAAAACCUACCCUUAGCUACCACAUACAAACCGCUCAGAGUAUCCUAGCAACCACAUAGCAACAUCACUACAACUCCCUUCAGGUAUCCUAGCAGUCACGUAGAAACACCCUAGUAACUUUCUUUGGUACCCUAGCAACUAUCUUUGCAACCAACCAAUUAUACAGUGCAUUGAUGCAGUGUAAUAAUUAUUAAUAACUGGGAUAGUUUUUUUUUUACUUCUGCAACUUUGAGAACUUAUAGGUCAAUAUUUAUGUACAGUUCUAACUGUAAUAAUUUAGUGAUAUGUUUUUUUAACACUUCUGGCACCUUUUUUUUUAAUGAAACUUUGUAUAAAGAUGAUUCUCAACUAUGUUAUUACAGAAUAAUUUGAUACACCAUUUCUCUUUCUACUAAAUGCAUGUAAAAUAGUCAGAAAUGUAUCUAUAUCUUUAAGGGGCAACAUGUAGUGAAAAAAAUAAGUGUAAUCAUUUACAAGAUUUUCAUAGUAAUAUAUAAUAUUUCAAAAACAUACUGGAAUAUAAUUUCUUUCUGUAUUCACUUUUCUGUCUCCCAAAAUGCAUAAUAAACAAGCCUCAUGAAGUCCUGUUUCGUAAUAGAAAGUAUAUUUUGAACUGAAACCCUAAAACAUUUUCCUGAGAUGUUGAUUUAUGACACAUAAUUAAAAAAUUUGUGUCAAAAAUUUGUGUUAAAAAUAUUUAAAUAAUAAUUACAAAAUAUUAUCAUAUUUCCAUAGGAGUGUCACAAAAUGUAUGAUUACGCAUUUAAAAAACAAAAAGAGGGAGUGGUCACGAUCAAACAUCCAAUCAUUUGGUAUCUUUGAAAAGCUGAAUGUGCUCAGGACAUCCAGACUUAAAACUCUGGCUUAUAUAGUCUCAGAGAAAUACACAAAAAUGUUAUUUAUUAUUAUUGACAAAAUAGAUUUUUACUUUAUUGUAAAAUAGCAGUUACACAUAAAUGAAAACGCUUGAAGUAAUUAUAUUGCAUUGUAAAAUAAAAUGUCAGUAUAGUAACUAUCACAUCUCUGGACUCUGUUAUUGUUUUUGUCUUGUGCCACGUGCUGUCUGUGCCCUACCUUCCCUUUGUGUGAAUUGUAUAUUGUCUUCAGCUGUGUCUCAUUAGUUUGGUCAAUUACUUUGCAUAUUUAAGUCCUGUGUGUUUGUCUUGAGUUGGUCCGAUCGUUGAGGUUACCUAUGUGGUUUAGGUUCUGCCUGCCUGCCUGCCUGCUUGCUUGUAUAUGUUUUUUUCCCCGUUAAGAAGAUUAAA
Puntigrus tetrazona (Sumatra barb) is the source of this 4566-nucleotide messenger RNA. Its product is annotated as NACHT, LRR and PYD domains-containing protein 3-like. The record is from RefSeq and is a predicted model, not a curated record. The transcript has 9 exons. NCBI's taxonomy places the organism in Eukaryota, Metazoa, Chordata, Actinopteri, Cypriniformes, Cyprinidae. Bases 86 to 3265 code for a protein of 1059 amino acids. Gene Ontology annotation, molecular function: protein binding.